Messenger RNA from Solanum dulcamara, 1467 nucleotides. Its product is annotated as probable pectinesterase 53. Gene Ontology annotation, molecular function: pectinesterase activity. The record is from RefSeq and is a predicted model, not a curated record. The coding region runs from base 38 to 1213 and encodes 391 amino acids. Gene Ontology annotation, biological process: cell wall modification. Lineage: Eukaryota; Viridiplantae; Streptophyta; Magnoliopsida; Solanales; Solanaceae. The transcript is spliced from 5 exons.
GAUAGUGCUUAGUAUUAUAUUUUUUUUUAGGUAAGUGAUGAUAUUGGAUUAUUGUACCCGUUCCAUGGCAUCAGCUUCCGCACUUAUUCUAUUGCUCUUCAUUGCGGUGCUAGUGCCAUCGACAUCACAAGAAAAAGACAAUAAUGGGCAGUUCGAUGAAUGGAUAUCUUUGAAUAUGAAGCACUACAACAGUAGAAAGAGUUUGAAAUGGAUGCAAGAAUCAAUCAAACACAAGAAACAACAAGUUCCUCCAGCUCCUUCUAGCAGCAGCCUAGAUCCAAGGCUUAUAUAUGCGGAGAUGAACAAAAUGAUAAUCAGAGUGAGUCAAGACGGAAGUGGCAACUUCAACACUAUUAAAGAAGCUCUUGCUAGUAUUCCACUCUAUAAUAAGCGCAGGGUCAUACUGGAUAUCAAACCGGGAGUUUAUAGGGAAAAGAUUAACAUUCCAAGAAGUUUGCCGUUUGUGACAUUUCGGGGCGAUAGUCGAAAUCCGCCACGGAUCACAGGAAAUGACACAGCUUCAGCUAUGGGAACCGAUGGCACGCCUUUGAAGACAUUUCAAAGUGCUACUGUUUCUGUCGAUGCUGAUUAUUUUGUCGCAAUAAAUGUCAUUUUUGAGAAUACAGCAUCCCAUGUGGUUGGGAUUGUAGGAGAACAAGCAGUGGCAUUGAGAAUAUCGGGGAACAAAGCAGCAUUUUACAAUAGCAGUUUCUACGGAAGCCAAGACACACUUUACGAUCACAAGGGACUUCACUAUUUCAACAAUUGCUUCAUCCAAGGCUCUGUUGAUUUUAUCUUUGGCUAUGGCAGAUCCCUAUAUGAGAAUUGUCAAUUGAACUCGGUGGCAAAGAAAGUAGCGUCCCUGACAGCCCAGAAACGUACAAAUUCAUCAAUAUUAAGUGGAUUCUCUUUCAAAAACAGCACCAUAACAGGGACUGGAUCAGUUUAUUUAGGCAGAGCAUGGGGUGAUUAUUCUAGAGUGAUUUUCUCUUACACUUACAUGGACAAGAUUGUUCUUCCACUAGGAUGGAGCGAUUGGGGCAAAACAAUUCGAGACUCGAGAGUGUAUUAUGGGGAGUACAGGUGCAGUGGACCAGGAGCCAACAUGACAGGAAGAGUUCCGUGGGCACGGAUACUCACCGAUGAAGCGGCCAUGCCUUUUAUUGGCACCUAUUAUGUUGAUGGCAAUUCUUGGCUUAUAUAUCCCUAUUAGUCCACAUUUUAUUGUAAACGAUGCACCUUAUAUAUGUACCGCAUUUUAUUGUAAACGAUGCACCUUAUAUAUGUACCGCAUUUUAUUGUAAACGAUGCACCUUAUAUAUGUACCUAGGUUGUGCAUCAAGUAUGAACUUUCUUAUGUAACACAGUCCCACCUUUCCAUUAUUGUUGUUGCUAAGCCAAAAGCAGAACAAUGUACUACAAACUGUUACUUUCUUCGAUUAAUAUGAAUAAAGAAUACAUUGUGUA